UCCGGAGAUACUCGCGGCUGGCGGCGGAGAAGCUCCUGGCGCGGGCUGCAGAUGUCGGACCGGCAGGCGGCUGAGGGGCAGGGCUUCUGGAGCCCCGCAGCCCGCCGAGGGUCGGCGGGCGGCGUCGGGGACGGCCUGGGAGUGGAAGGGAGCCAGGCGGCCGCCUCAGAGAAUGAAGAUCUAGAAAAUGCCAAGGUCACCUCUCCAUCGGCCUCUGCCUCUGAUCCAGAACCAUGUUCCUCACCUCACAGGCCACAGAUGGUAUCUCCAGUGAGCAAGGAUGCCAAAGAAGACCUGCAGAAAGCAGCUGGUGCCUUGGAGGCUGAGGCGUUAGUGGAAGAGGAUUUGCUGCCUACAGACCAGGCCCAGGUCCUCAACGAGAUGGCCAAGUAUCAAGUUCCACAACGGUCUGGUGACAUUGUGAUGAUCCAGUCUGAGCAUACAGGAGCUAUAGAUGUUCUUUCAGCUGAUAUGGAAUCUGCAGAUCUUCUGGGGGACCACAGGAAAGUCUCACCACCUCUGAUGGCACCUCCAUGCAUCUGGACGUUUUCCAAGGUGAAGGAAUUCAAAAGCAAGUUGGGCAAAGAGAAGAACAGCCGUCUGGUGGUGAAGCGGGGUGAGGUGGUGACCAUCCGGGUACCUACCCACCCAGAGGGGAAGCGUGUCUGCUGGGAGUUUGCAACUGAUGACUAUGACAUUGGCUUUGGAGUUUAUUUUGACUGGACCCCUGUAACUAGCACUGACAUAACUGUGCAGGUCAGUGAUUCCAGUGAGGAUGAGGAUGAAGAAGAGGAAGAGGAGGAGAUUGAAGAACCUGUUCCAGUUGGAGAUGUGGAGAGAGGCUCCAGGAGCUCCCUGCGGGGUCGCUAUGGGGAGGUCAUGCCUGUGUACCGACGGGACAGCCACCGAGAUGUGCAGGCUGGCAGCCAUGACUACCCUGGUGAGGGCAUCUACCUGCUCAAGUUCGACAACUCCUAUUCCCUGCUGCGUAACAAGACUCUCUACUUCCACAUCUACUACACUAGCUGAAGGACUGCUGGGACGGGGCAGGCUGUAUUUGCUGGCUGAAGCAGGCUGCCGGCUGGUGCCUCUUGUUUGGGAUAGGCAAGAGCUAAGAGUUCAGUGUGAGGCUCCUGAGCCUUGUGGCCUGUCUGGCAUGCCUGACUGUUGACCCUACAUUGUAGCUUUUUCCCCUUCUUGGCUUCUGCAGAUGGUGGUGUCGUGCCCCUGUUCUGUGGUCCCUGACUCACGCUCUUCUUGCUUCAGAUUCCAGCAAAAUCCCUCUGUGAAGGCACCUAUCAGGCACAAGCCUAAAAGGAAGUAGAAUGUUGUCUUUUAAAAAUAGAUUUGUUUUGGUACAAGGUUUAUCAUUCAGAUUGCUGCCGUCUCCUCCCCCAGAGCUCUUACUGCUGAUGCAUUUAAUAGUACCCACUCUCUUUACUUUUUGAG
Messenger RNA from Propithecus coquereli (Coquerel's sifaka), 1449 nucleotides. RefSeq names its product transmembrane emp24 protein transport domain containing 8 (gene TMED8). NCBI's taxonomy places the organism in Eukaryota, Metazoa, Chordata, Mammalia, Primates, Indriidae. The transcript is spliced from 6 exons. The coding region runs from base 52 to 1029 and encodes 325 amino acids. The record is from RefSeq and is a predicted model, not a curated record.